AUGGAUUAUGUGGUGCGGAAACCAAUUACCCAGGAGGCAGGAACACAUCCCGAGCGCCAGAAGGAGGCAGAAACACAUCCCGAGCACCAGCAAGAGGCAGGAACACAUCCCGAGCACCAGCAGGAGGCAGGAACACAUCCCGAGCGCCAGCAGGAGGCAAUAACACAUCCCGAGCGCCAGCAGGAGGCAGGAACACAUCCCGAGCACCAGCAGGAGGCAAUAACACAUCCCGAGCGCCAGCAGGAGGCAAUAACACAUCCCGAGCGCCAGCAGGAGGCAGGAACACAUCCCGAGCACCAGCAGGAGGCAAUAACACAUCCCGAGCGCCAGCAGGAGGCAAUAACACAUCCCGAGCGCCAGCAGGAGGCAAUAACACAUCCCGAGCACCAGCAGGAGGCAAUAACACAUCCCGAGCACCAGCAGGAGGCAAUAACACAUCCCGAGCACCAGCAGGAGGCAAUAACACAUCCCGAGCGCCAGCAGGAGGCAAUAACACAUCCCGAGCACCAGCAGGAGCAAUAA
This is a messenger RNA of Procambarus clarkii (red swamp crayfish), 522 nucleotides long. Its product is annotated as involucrin-like. NCBI's taxonomy places the organism in Eukaryota, Metazoa, Arthropoda, Malacostraca, Decapoda, Cambaridae. The record is from RefSeq and is a predicted model, not a curated record.